UUUCGAUGGUGCCAAUGCUGAAGGGAUCGCCCUGCUUCCACACUCUUCUCGUCGGAAAGAACAGAUCGACCAUGACACAAUUGACCACUCCGUUGGUUGCGUGCGCACUCUUUACCAUUCCCACUGUUCGAUAGUCUACAACAUUAUAACUGAGGCCAAACAGCAGAAGCAAGCGGAAGCAAGGAAGGACAGCCAGGAUGAAGCGGACUUGCGCCAAGUCAAGGUCAACUACAACGCAGUUGGGUCCACUGCGCAUGUCAUUGUGGAUCCUUCUACUACUAAUUGGGAAUGUCGCUGCUGUCGGGAACGUCUCUGUCUCCUCUUUGGAGUCGAGCUCUACUAGUAGUAGUAGUGAAGAAGAACACUUACUGAGUGGUGUGUGGAAUGGUACUAGUAGUAUCAGUGGAGGUUUGGAAUGGUCCUCCAGCCUGGACAAUGCUUCUACUAGUAUUUCUACUAGUAUGUCUACUAGUAUUGCUACAAUUUCUCCAACCAAACAACAAGAAGCUCCUCAGUGGAUGAUUGACUUUAUGGCUUUUCGCAAACGUCUAUUUCUGCGGACCGUGGAACCAGUGAUUGUGUUUUUGUUGGGACCCGGAGAUCCUGAUUUUGACAAAAACCAAGUGGAAGAAGAGAAAAACAAAAAUGUCCAAGAGAUCGUGAUCACAAACAACAAUCUACACUCGGAUGAACAUCAUCGUCGCCUGGGAUUUCUACCGAACUACGUGGUGGACGUAUAUGCCUUCAAGGAAACGAGCAUGUCCUUUGCGACCCUUUUCAUGCUCUUUUCGCUGCUCUCGUGUCUCUUUUUGAUUUUCCUCUCGUGUUUCUACCACAAUCAAAAGACGUCGCCACUCUUUAUCAGUCCCAGACGACACAGACUCCCCAAAUUGGUGCCUCCGCCGCUACCCGUCGAUGGAUACUUCAAGUGGGUCAAAGUCUGCUUCUUUCUCUCGGACGACGAAAUUGUGCAUCGCAUUGGAUACGAUGCUCUCAUCUUUCUACGAUUCCACAGACUCGCACUUCGGUGCAUUGUCAAAAUGUCAGUCUUUUCUUUUAGUGUACUAUUGCCACUCAAUUUCACCGGAGGAGGACACGCCAAUGCACAAGAUCUCAAGGGAUAUGUGGGAUCACUAUUCUUUACCGACUUUCUCAGAUUCACAAUGGCCAAUGUAUCGGGAGGAUCCCCACGAUUGUGGGUACACUGUUUUGCCGCAUAUCUACUUACGGCCAUUGUCGUGCGAGAAUUGCUCGCCGAGUACGAAACAUUCAACAGCAUUCGACACACAUACUUGCUAUCACGAGAACCGCAUUUGCGCACGGUUCUCGUCACCAACAUUCCACGACAUUUGCGGUCACGACAAAAAAUCAAUAGUUACUUUCGACACGUUUAUCCACAAGCUGUUCAACAAGUCAUUCUCUGUCAAAAUGUCAUGACGCUCGAACAACUGGUCCGACAACGAACGUCGGUACUCUCCCAAUUGGAAAAGGAAUUGUUGCUGCUUUGUCGCACGGAAAAGUACAAACUAUUUCAACCCGAACAACAACGUCGCUUGUCCAAACGAGCAUUGGCCAGUUGUUGUCGGUGCAGUUGUUGUGGUACCAACAAUCCUUCACUCACCAGUUGGACAUUGGCACUGCAGCAUGUUUUGGGCGUACGACGAUGUUUGGAAAAACUACAUUUGGUGCCGGGCACACAAGAACGAUUGACACGACUCUACACGCUACUCGAAUCACUCAAUCAAGACAUUGAACAGGAGCAACGACGACGUCGGCGGGUCAUGAAAAUGCUCGAUCGCAUGGAAGCGGGAGGAGACGGAGCACGAGAUAUUGACUAUCUAUUGGCACUUUCCAGUCCAUAUGCCAACAAGCAGCACUCGAGCAAAAAGAAUCGAUUGGGUUUGAUCAUGCCACCGCCGCCUCCACCACCCCCUCCUCCGCCGCCGCCAUUGCCGCUACAACAGCAACAACCGCCAGAACAACCCAUGCCCACCACGGCGGCCAAGAAUGAACACGUCUUGCGAGCACGGAGUCCCAUUCAUGCUGCCGUGCCGGGGAAUACCACCAGCAGUGACGAUGUCGAUGAUGGAAUCAGUGAUGCCCAACACUUGGCGGGUGGGCCAACGGCAGUCGACAACAAAAAGAGCAACAAGCCCAUACGCAGCAAAAUGCAACGACUCUCUCGUAUGGUGGGCUCGUCCUUGACGACGGCCACUUCUGGCACGGCUCCAGACAACAACACCAAUGGCAUGUCUGAAAUGGUGGCCGAUUCCUACGUUCCGGCACCGGACAGUGAUUCCCAACAGGCCACUACCGAGGAACAAUAUAAUAAUGGACGAGGAGCACCACCACCGCCCCCUCCUCCGCCGCCGCCACCACCACCACCGGCUGCGCAUAUUGAAGAUCAUCUCAAUGAAGUCAGUGACAAGGCAUUUGUCGUCAUGCAAACAUUUACGGCAGCAACGAUUGCCAUUCAAUCCAUGCACAGUUCUCGUCCCGGAUCUAUGCAAGUCAGUACGGCUCCCGAACCACGAGACAUUUUAUGGGACAACAUUUACGUCUCCAAGGGGGCCACACGAACGAGGAGCUAUAUUGGAGAGUUUUUGGUACUCCUCAUCAUUACCUUUUACGUGGUCCCCAUUGCAUUGGUCUCGUUGUUGGUCAGUGAAUCGGCAUUGGUCAGUUCCUCCCCGCGUCUGGAACAACUCGACCAAGCCAGUGCCUUUUUCAGUACUACCAUUGCCAUGGUCCAACCACUCUGUAUUGUCAGUAUUCAGCAAUUGCUCCCGCCGCUCUUUAUUGCCAUUGGACGUGCCGAAGGGUUGGUGAGCUUUUCCGAAGUCCAAAUGCGAGCCUUUUCACGCUACUUCUUGUUCCAAGUCUUGAAUGUCUUUUUGGUCACCACCAUUGCCGGGUCCAUCUUUGAUACCAUUGCCAUCAUCGUGGAAAACCCGGAAGCCGCCUUUGAAAUGUUGGGGAAUUCCUUGCCGCGAAUGUCGAGUUUUUUCAUCACGUUUGUCACCAUCAAGACUUUUCUCGGGUUAGGUCUGGAAUUGGUACGCACCAUGUCUCUGGUACAGGCAACGAUUCGGUAUUUGCUCUUUCCCAAUUCCACGCUCCGCACGCAACGAACGGUGCUCAUGGGAAUGCGAGCCAUUGACGACCCCGGCUGGUUCCCUUUUCACAAGAUUCUGGCCCAAGACAUGCUGGUCGUUGUCUUGAGUGUCGUCUUUGCGGUCGUGGCACCGCUUGUGCUAUUCCCGUGUGCUCUCUUUUGCCUCUUUAGUCGAAUCAUGUGGACUCAUCAUCAUUUGUACGUCUACGAGAGUGUUUUUGAGAGUGGAGGGCAGUUCUGGCCCAAGAUCUUUCGGCGCUUCAUCUUUGGUUUGAUCAUUGCCCAGAUGACCAUAACGGGCCAAUUCAUCUUGAAAGAAGCAAGACAUGAAGCUUACGCCACCAUUGCGCUCAUGUUCAUGACAUAUCUCUUUCUGAGAAGCACCCGUGCAAGGUAUGACCCUACGAGUUCCACGUUGCCUUUGGAAGUGGCUACUGUAAUGGAUAUCAAGCUGCAUCAAGAACAGCAACAACAAGCAUCAGCGGCCGCAGCUGCUGCGAACCUGUCUGGAGAAGUGCCCCAAACGGGACCUCACAUUCAUGCUCGAAACGAGCCACACGAGAAUCCCACAGAGGAAGCUUCAGAUACGGUCCCUCCACUACCCGAUUUGGGCGUUCGGAUUGGCCCCUACGAUCCGUUCGAAAAUGCGUACGUUCAACCGGCUCUCCGCGCCAAUCCAAGAGCUCGACCUGAGCAACCCUUCCCUCCGGCCCAACUUGGACGGGAGGACAUGACCACUGCGUACGUUCAAACCGUGGCUGCUGCCAGUGGAGCAGCUCCUUUGGGUGGCAUUGAUGCUCAACGAAUUCAGCAGCAGCAACCCGUUUCCCCCGUGUUUGACAGUGGAGCUCGAGUCCGAUUGAAGGGUCUCCAUCAACGGGAUCGACACAAUCUAAACAAUUGGUGGAAUGAGCAGCUGAGACAAUGCGGCGACCAGAACUUUUUCAAGAUCUUGAUGGGUGAGGAGUGUGGAAACCUGAGAAUCACAGAAAACGAAUUUGGGGCUCCGUCCCUCGUGAAUCGGAAGAAGGGAUUGGGGAAGCCCUACGAAAUUGUUUAGGAAGUUGAAAGUAGAUGAGAGGUCUUUAGCCAGCUGCCCGCAUUUCUAGUGAGGGAGGUUUCAGACGCUUUGGUAUCACCUUCGCCUUAGAUAUUUAAUCAUGGAUCACAUUUAUUGCUGAAGAGGAACGAUGAAUCAAGGAACGACCCGACUCUUUGGCUAGCUAGCUCCGGGCUUUCAGGUAGCAAGGCAGUCAAUUUCAAGUGUCAACGUAUCGGUUAUGAAAUUUUUCUAUUUGCUCCUUUGCCUUGCUGGAUGUGGUUUGGGCAUAAAGGGCCCGGGCAACGGUUUUCACGUGCACAGACUUUUGAAUCCAUGGAGGCGCUGCUUCAAGUGCACUCCAGCCAGUAUGUCGAAUCGAACUUCCAAUCUUCCAAUGCUUGUCAUUAUGCAACUUUUCUCGGCCGGUCAAGCUUUGUCCACGAUUGCUUUCCUAGCAGAGAUCUGACCCCUUCAAGAAGUGGCCUUUGUUGGCACCAGGUUUGGUGAGUUUACUGCGCCUAGUGCUUCCAGAAACUGCUUGCACUAACAGCGCUGAGGCACUCUCCAGAGUCUUGAGAAUUCCACCAUUCUUGGCUUUGGGGUUGCCAGCCACAAAUGCUUGCUUCUUGGUGCCAUGGCCACUGCCACCAGUAAGGUUGCUGAGGUGCUUUGUUGCUUUCCCUUCAUGGCCAUACUUUCUCUGAAAGUGGUUCCAGUCUUCCGACUCUGUUUCGUGUUGUGCAGUAUCGGUAUAACUAAACAUUUUCCUUGUUGGCAACUACUUCUCUCCAAAAUCAAUGCGCACUGGACCUUGCCUUUUGCAAAUGAGUUUCUCUAGUAGCCAGCCAGUAGUGAGUGCGCGCAUUUUUUGGCCAAGUUGCUACUGUAGAACUCAGAUUCUGUGUCGGAUUCAUCUCCAGUUAUUCAGUGCUCACAGCUUUGAUGCUUACAGUUGUCACCUGCAUUCAACCAGUUGAAAAGAAGCUGUCAAGGAUGUGUCAAGGCAAAGGAUGGAUGGACGAUGGCCGGUUGACUGGACCAAUAUUAUAACCCCUUUGAGCUGCGAGGGUAUGCCGGGAUACUCACUGCGACAGUCCUCUCCGGGCAUACCGGUAGUGGUACCGGUAUCAGUGUAUUGAGCUGGCCAGCUGCGCACUAUUUUGCUGUGUAUGCACCGAAGCAAAUCGGAUGUGCACAUGCCAAGGAUCUCAACUACUGCCUUGUACUUUCUAAACUACUUGGUAAGCAGACGCCUAGAUUCCAUCGAAGCUAAGCGACCACCUAGCUGGUCUCUACCUCGCGGGCAAAGCAAGACUAUUCAUUUCCUAAUCCUAAUUUAUUGUCACUUUGAGAAUUCUCUCAGAUGGCAUGCGGUGCUUUCAAUGGCGACAUGCAUACGUACGGUACUGGUUGCUUUUCAUCCAAAAGUUAGAUAUAUGCAUUUUGUUAUUUAGCUUCCUGGUUGUGCAAUUUGCGCCUUAGUAUCGGGCAGAAACGAAGCUAGGUAUUCUAUUAAUAGGUUCAAAUGUGGAGACACUUGCCGUGGAGGUGCUUCAAGCCCCCUCCACAGUCCAGUAUUGCCAAUUCCACGCGGACAAACUUCCUGCCUUGCUACCUGCUGCUUCUUCUUCGAUCCUCGUGAAGUCUCUUCCGUUGUCCUCCACUGCUUUCGCUGAGAUCUGAGCCCUUAAUGAAAUGGGCUUUGCUGGUUCCGGGUUUGGUGAGUUUGUUGCUUUUGCCACUUCCGGAAGCUGCUUGCACCAGCAGCACUGAAGAGCUGGCCAGAGUCUUCAGAAUUCCACCAUUCUUGUUGGUUUGGGAAUCAACUGGCACAAAUGCUUGCUUCUUGGUGUUGUGGUUGCUUCCAGACAUGAGAUGGCUCAGGUGCUUGGUUGCCUUUCCUUGUUGCCCGUACUUUCUCUGGAAAUGAUUCCAGUCUUCAGUUCCAUCUUGCCCAGCAGAACCAAACAUUUUCUACUAGUAGUAUUCCAGAUCGAUGAAGAUUGAGGUAUGCCUCGGUUUAUGCAGGCUAGCAGGUCCGCUGUCCGCUCGAUGCUCGCCAGCUUCUCAGAAUGCUUUGUUGUGGCUCGUCCUUCGCAAACUUCUGAUCGACCAGGUUCCUUUUCUUUGAAUGGAUGCAUCGGAAUCUUGAAGAUCGAAAACAAUGCGGUCACACCAUCUCUCAAAGGGGGAAGAGAUUAAUUAAUAAUA
This is a messenger RNA of Seminavis robusta, 6368 nucleotides long. NCBI's taxonomy places the organism in Eukaryota, Bacillariophyta, Bacillariophyceae, Naviculales, Naviculaceae. The record is from the annotation of a GenBank genome assembly.